Arctia plantaginis is the source of this 1995-nucleotide messenger RNA. Lineage: Eukaryota; Metazoa; Arthropoda; Insecta; Lepidoptera; Erebidae. The record is from the annotation of a GenBank genome assembly.
AUGUCAGGGUCUACAGAUAUUAAAGACGUAUUAGACAAAAACCUCGAAGACUUUGAAAUACAAGAAGUAUUGCGAAAUGGCACCGACUUACGCGAAUAUGCUCUACAACUGGACAAGAGUAUUAAAGAUGCUGAGAAAACUUCAGUUUCUGACUACUUAAAGGAAAGUGAGAACAUUGCUUCACUUCAUAACCAAAUCGAAGAUUGUGAUGGUAUUUUGGCGAAAAUGGAAAGCAUGCUUAUGGUAUUUCAAAAUGAUUUAGGAAGUAUCAGCAAUGAAAUAAUAAGUCUACAAAAGCGUUCAGUCAACAUGUCCGUGCAACUGUCAAAUAGACAAGUACUCAAAGGACCGCUCUCAACUUUUAUAGAAGAUAUGGCAGUUUCUGAAACUCUUAUUUUUGGUGUUAAUAAUGUACCUGUGACUGAUAAGGAAUUUAUGGUUCAACUUGCUAUUUUAAACCAAAAAUUGAACUUCGUAAAGGAACAAGAUUUUAAGGAAACUAAAGCGUGUCAUGAUGUGAAGGAUGUCUUAGAAAAGCUCAAGAUAAAAGCUGUAUCAAAAAUAAGAACAUAUAUUUUAGAACAAAUCUAUAAAUUUCGUAAACCAAUGGCCAACUAUCAAAUGCCUCAAAAUGCUAUGUUAAAAUAUAAAUUUUUCUUUGAAUUUAUUCUAACCAAUGAGAGAAAUGUAGCACAAGAAAUUUGUAAUGAGUAUAUAGAUACAUUGAGUAAAGUGUACUACUCAUACUUCAAAUCAUACGCUUCAAGACUAGAGAAGCUAAAAUAUGAAGAAGCACCAACAAAGGAUGAUCUCAUGGGGAUUGAAGAUGGUGCUAAGGGUGGAUUUUUCCAGAAAUCCAAUUUGAAAAAUAAAAGCACAAUAUUCACAAUAGGCAAUAGAGGUGAUGUCCUAGCGCAGCAGCUUGAAGCACCUAUCAUUGUACCUCAUGUACAACAAAAGACAAAGUACUCAUAUGAAGCGUUAUUCAGAAGUUUACAGUAUGCUCUAGUGGACAACAGUUGCAGAGAGUACUUAUUCACUACAGAAUUCUUCCAUGUUAAAGGAAGUCAUGCUCAAGAGCUCUUUGAUAGGAUCCUUGGAAAAACUUUGUCAUUACUUGUGAAAAAUGUUGAGAACUAUGUAAUUGAAUGUUAUGACUGUUUAGCAUUAUAUCUCUGUAUACAGCUGAUAAACAGAUACAGAUGGAUGUGCCACAAAAGAGCAGUUGCAGCCUUAGACAGUUAUUGGGACUCAUUGCAAAAUACUUUGUGGCCUAGAUUGGAUUAUGUAUUGAAACUUAACACACAGAGUGUGCGAGAAUGCGAUCCAGCUAAAUUGUCUAAUAAAGAAUUGGGACCACAUUAUAUCACUCGAAGAUAUGCAGAGUUCUCAGCAGCAAUGCUUAGCUUAAGCGAACAGUUUCCUUCAGAAGAACUCAGUAAUCUUUUACUAAUUCUUCAAGACGAAGUCCAUUGUUACUUACUCAAAAUGGCAGCUGAAUUUCCGCAACGUAUUCAGCAACUAAUAUUUCUCAUAAAUAACUAUGACAUGGUGUUGAGUAUAUUAAUGGAAAGAACAAGGGACAAUACAAAGGAAGCAGAAAGUUUUAAAGAACAAUUACAAGCCAGAAGUUCAGAAUAUGUUGAGGAGAUAUUAAGCCCACACUUUGGUGGGAUGAUUCAAUUUGUUAAAGAAGGUGAACAGUUGUUUGAAUCUGAUAAAAAAGCAGAAUUAGCUAGUUUAGAAAGAAAAUCACUUUCUCUGGUUGCUUCAUUCAGCUCUGGGUGGAAGCAAAGUCUUGAGGAAAUUCACAGAGAAGUUUUAAUAUCAUUUCCAAAUUUAGUCACCGGGUCUGGUCUACUGCAAAUGGCUCUCACGAACUUCGUGCAAUACUAUCACAAAUUUGCCAAGCUACUGACGCCUAACGCUAGAACGCAAUUAGUCAAUAUUCAUGUCAUUAUGGUAGAAAUCAAGAAGUACAAAACAAAUUACUAA